AGAGAAACCAGUUUAUAAAACGAUUGGGCAAUUCAAGCGGAAUGUCAUUUGUACAGAGAUAGCUGACUAAGUGUGCUUGAUUAUUAUAAACAAUUCCGUUCACAAUUAUGGCUCAUUACAAAUAUGCUAUUUUUCUACUGCUUUUAUUAAGUAACGACUAUGGCGUUUUGGUAACUGCAUUUUCCAGUUACAUUUCUGCAUACGUGGUGUGUCCGGAAGGUGAAUUUGUGUUUCUGCCUGCUGAAAAUUGCAACCAAUUUUAUUUCUGCGCGGAUGGUGUACCAACUAAACUGUAUUGUGCUGAAGAACAAAAUUUCAAUCCAGAAAGUGGAAUGUGCGAGGACGAUUAUGAGUGCGAGACUGCUGAGGAAACACCCAACCCUGAUACAACCGAAGUCACUGGAACUACUUCGAUAAGUUCAUCAGUUUCUACCAGUUCUAAUCCGAUUACAACACCCGAUGGUUUUCUGCCGGUUUUAUUGCCGGAUGCCCCGUGCCCAUCAGAUGGAUAUGCUUUUAGAAUCCAUGCAACGUAUUGUAACCUUUUCUACUUUUGUAGGGAAGGAGAGGAAUCAUUACAGCAGUGUGCCUUUCUUCAUCGGUUUGACAUGUACCAGGGACGGUGUCUGUAUCGUGAGAAGGCAACCUGCUUUGCAGGCACCGAAAUGAUUUAUGAACAUUAAUUUUAAAUUAAUAUUGAAAAGAAGAAGAAUUCAUUUAGUGCAGUUUCAUAAAGUAUUCAAAUCUUACAACUGCAAUCUAUCAUGUCUUCUUGUAUUCAUUGUCCAUAUUUGCCCGUUUUUUAGAAAAGUAUAGAAAUCACUGCGAAAAACAUUGUCUCCCGGUUUUUCAAAUUCUUCAAUAAUAAAUUUCAUAGUGAUUAAACAGGUGGUUCAA
Molecule: messenger RNA, 897 nt
Organism: Wyeomyia smithii (pitcher-plant mosquito)
Lineage: Eukaryota; Metazoa; Arthropoda; Insecta; Diptera; Culicidae
Exons: 2
Coding region: 108-683 (191 amino acids)
Cellular component (GO): extracellular region
Molecular function (GO): chitin binding
Source: RefSeq, a predicted model, not a curated record